Cyclocybe aegerita is the source of this 1188-nucleotide messenger RNA. The record is from the annotation of a GenBank genome assembly. Lineage: Eukaryota; Fungi; Basidiomycota; Agaricomycetes; Agaricales; Hemipholiotaceae.
AUGUUCGCAUUUGUAACCGGCGAGUAUUCCACCCGUUCCCUCACUCUGGCCCGAUGCGUUCUCGUGCUAUGGGUUUUGAUGAUCCCGGUGUGUGCGAUGUGGGCGUUCAUCGAACCAAUACUCCUCGCAUUUGGCCAGUCUGUGGUGUUGGCGAAGGACGUGCAGAAGUUCUUACGUGAUUUGUUUCUGGGUGCUCCUGCUUACGUCGGUUUUGAGAGCUUGAAGAAAUAUCUUCAAUGCCAAGGGAUUAUGAGCGCCUCGACGAGAGUCCUCAUCAUCGUCUUCCCAAUCAGCCUUGUCCUGGACAUCGUGCUCAUCCACUACACACCUCUUGGACUCUUCGGCGUGCCUCUAGCUGUCUCUAUCACUUACUGGCUCUGCUUCGUCUCUCUUGGGAUCUUCACGUGCUUCUCCGACGCUCACAAGCAAAAUGGCACCUGGGGUGGGAUCCAGAUCGUUGCUGUCCUCGAUUUCCAGAGCUGUUAUGAAUUCCUGAAGUUGACUCUUCCUGGAAUUCUUAUGGUUGGCACGGAAUGGGCCGCUUUCGAGAUCGUGGCAUUAGCCGCAGGUCGUCUCGGCGAAAUCCCACUUGCCGCCCAGUCCGUAAUCAUGACUACAGACCAGAUCCUGAAUACCCCUCCGUUCGGGAUCGGAGUGGCCACUUCCACUCGUGUUGGGAAUCUCCUCGGUUCUCGAAGUCCCACUAGAGCGAAAGUUGCCGCUCAUUCGGCUGCUCUUCUGAGCGUCAUCGUCGGUCUUGUUGUCAUGACCUCUAUGAUGCUUGCGAAGGACGUCUUCGGUCUCUUGUUCAGCGACGAUAAGGAGGUCGCCUCGCUCGUGAGCAAGGUGACGCCGCUGGUCGCUUCCUUCCAAGUCGCCGACGGCCUCGCUGGGUCUUGCGGUGGAGUCCUUCGUGGUCAAGGCCGCCAGCACCUUGGCGCUCUCUUCAACCUCGUCGCGUACUACGUCCUCGCCCUCCCGAUGGGCUUUGCCUUGGCUUUCCACCCUAAGUUCGACCUAGGCUUGCAAGGUCUUUGGAUUGGCCAAGUCGUCGCCCUCUUCAUUGUUGGGAUCGGCGAGUACUGCGUUGUGUGGCUCGGUACAGACUGGGAACUGGAAGUCAAGAAGGGCAUCGAGAGGAAUCGCGAAGAAGCGAAGCGUCGCGCAGAAACAACUAGCAAUCUCUGA